AAAACAAUCCUUUGACUACAACUCCCAGAAGGCCGAGCGGCUUAGCGAGUGCACCCGCUCUCGGCUGCUCCGGCAAACUACACAUCCCAAAGGGCAGCGCGCGACCGCGUGUCCUUUCACAGCGCAAGUGCGAAACUGCGUUUGUUUCCGGCGUGGGUCCGGGCAAGAACCGCUUGUAGUUUGGUUUAAGUUCUGCACGGGAGGACCUUCUGAGUUUACCUGUUGGGCUCCUGGCUGCGCAGGCACAGCAGCUACACAGAAGAGAUGGGAGAAGAGGCUAAUGAUGACAAGAAGCCAACCACUAAAUUUGAACUAGAGCGAGAAACAGAACUUCGCUUUGAGGUGGAGGCAUCUCAGUCAGUUCAGUUGGAGUUGUUGACUGGCAUGGCAGAGAUCUUUGGCACAGAGCUGACCCGAAACAAGAAAUUCACCUUUGAUGCUGGUGCCAAGGUGGCUGUUUUCACUUGGCAUGGCUGUUCUGUGCAACUGAGCGGCCGCACGGAGGUGGCUUAUGUCUCCAAGGACACUCCUAUGUUGCUUUACCUCAACACUCACACAGCCUUGGAACAGAUGCGGAGGCAAGCGGAAAAGGAAGAAGAGCGAGGUCCCCGAGUGAUGGUAGUGGGCCCCACUGAUGUGGGCAAGUCUACAGUGUGUCGCCUUCUGCUCAACUAUGCAGUGCGUUUGGGCCGCCGUCCCACUUAUGUGGAGCUGGAUGUGGGCCAGGGUUCUGUGUCCAUCCCUGGUACCAUGGGGGCCCUCUACAUCGAGCGGCCUGCAGACGUCGAAGAGGGUUUCUCUAUCCAGGCCCCUCUGGUGUAUCAUUUUGGUUCCACCACUCCUGGCACUAACAUCAAGCUUUAUAAUAAGAUUACAUCUCGUUUAGCAGAUGUGUUCAACCAAAGGUGUGAGGUGAACCGAAGGGCAUCUGUGAGUGGCUGUGUCAUUAACACCUGUGGCUGGGUCAAGGGCUCUGGUUACCAGGCUCUGGUGCAUGCAGCCUCAGCUUUUGAGGUGGAUGUCGUUGUUGUUCUGGAUCAAGAACGACUGUACAAUGAACUGAAACGGGACCUCCCCCACUUUGUACGCACUGUGCUGCUCCCUAAAUCUGGGGGUGUGGUGGAGCGCUCCAAGGACUUCCGGCGGGAAUGUAGGGAUGAGCGUAUCCGUGAGUAUUUUUAUGGAUUCCGAGGCUGUUUCUAUCCCCAUGCCUUCAAUGUCAAAUUUUCAGAUGUGAAAAUCUACAAAGUUGGGGCACCCACCAUCCCAGACUCCUGUUUACCUUUGGGCAUGUCUCAAGAGGAUAAUCAGCUCAAGCUAGUACCUGUCACUCCUGGGCGAGAUAUGGUGCACCACCUACUGAGUGUUAGCACUGCCGAGGGUACAGAGGAGAACCUGUCCGAGACAAGUGUAGCUGGCUUCAUUGUGGUGACCAGUGUGGACCUGGAGCAUCAGGUGUUUACUGUUCUGUCUCCAGCCCCCCGCCCGCUGCCUAAGAACUUCCUUCUCAUCAUGGAUAUCCGGUUCAUGGAUCUGAAGUAGAGAUCAGCAGGAAGCCUUGCUGCCUGGGACAUAGAGAUCAUCUGGCCACCCCUAGAGGCAGAUGGGCUGAGAUAAAAGACUGUUGGGGCCACCUGACCAGUAAACUGUGGACUAGUAGUUCAUAUUCUACCUCUAAAAACAGGUAGUGGUAACCUGACUCUUCUAAUCUUGAACCAAAAGGAAAACCAUGAGACUGUAAUUGGUUUCUUAGACCACCUAAGAUGCCACUUUGAAUUCUCUAAGACCCUGGAGAAUUGCAUUUAUUUCACUGUGCUACUAUGUGGUUUUUAAAAAAUCAAUGCUUUAUAUUCCAUAUGUGGUUCUUACCCAUUUAUCUAGGAUGAAAGUGUGAAUUAGAGGGACUCCUUCCAAUAAAGUUCAAACUUAAAAAAAAUCAUUUUAAUAAAUAUUUUUGCCAUAUCAUA
Pan troglodytes (chimpanzee) is the source of this 1967-nucleotide messenger RNA. It is a transcript of the gene CLP1, whose product is annotated as cleavage factor polyribonucleotide kinase subunit 1. The record is from RefSeq and is marked provisional. Bases 265 to 1542 code for a protein of 425 amino acids. The transcript is spliced from 3 exons. Lineage: Eukaryota; Metazoa; Chordata; Mammalia; Primates; Hominidae. Gene Ontology annotation, molecular function: polynucleotide 5'-hydroxyl-kinase activity. Gene Ontology annotation, biological process: mRNA 3'-end processing; tRNA splicing, via endonucleolytic cleavage and ligation. Gene Ontology annotation, cellular component: nucleus; mRNA cleavage factor complex.